Molecule: messenger RNA, 1230 nt
Organism: Eufriesea mexicana
Lineage: Eukaryota; Metazoa; Arthropoda; Insecta; Hymenoptera; Apidae
Product: elongation factor G
Exons: 1
Coding region: 1-1230 (409 amino acids)
Biological process (GO): ribosome disassembly
Source: RefSeq, a predicted model, not a curated record
AUGGAUAAAAAUGGUACUGACUUUGAUCAUUUAAUUCAAACAUUAAAAGAUCGUCUUGGUACUAAUGCUCAUGCAAUUCAGUGUCCAAUUGGAGUGCAAGAUGCUUUUGGUGGAAUUAUUAAUAUAAUUCAGAUGAAAGCGUACCAUUUUGAUGGUAAACCAAAUGAGGAUUAUAAAGAAAUUCCAAUUCCUGAAGAACUUAAAGAUACUGCUGAUAUUAGAUCUGAAGUAUUCUUUGAUGCACUUUCUCACUUUGAUGAAGAUUUCUUUACGAAAUAUGCUGAAGGAAAAGAACUAAAAGUUGCAGGAAUUAAAAUAGUAAUUCGUAAAGCAACAAUUGCUGAUAAGUUCUUUCCAGUAUUAUAUGGUAGUACAUUUAAAAAUAAAGGAGUUAAAUUAAUGAUAGAUGCAGUUAUUGAUUACUUGCCUUCACUAUCAGAUGUAGCUGCAAUUAAAGGAAUAUUACCUGCCACAUCAAAAGGAGCAGAACGUCAUUCUAACGAUGAAGAACCUUUCUCAGCGUUGGCAUUAAAGGUCAUGACGGACACUUUUGACGGAAGAUUAAUUUCUUUUACGGUAUACUUAGGAACACUAGAAUCUCGUAGCUAUGUAUCAAAUUCAACUAAAGAAAAAAAAGAACGUGAUGGUCGAAUUUUACAAAUGCGUGUCAAUAGUCGUGCGGAAAUUAAAAAGGUUUAUACUGGUGAUAUUGGUGCUAUUGGUGGUUUAAAAGAUACAAGUACUGGUGAUACAUUAUGUGAUGAAAGACAUGAAGUUAUUUCAGAAGAAAUGUUGUCUUCAGAACCAGUUAUUUCAUUAGCACUUGAACCUAAAACAAAAGCUGAUGAAAGAAAAAUGAGUUUAAGUUUGCUAAAGACUGUAGAAAAAGAUCCAACAUUCCGUGUUUCAUCAGACAAUGAAACGGGACAAACAAUUAUUUCUGGAAUGGCAGAACUACAUUUAGACAUAUUAAUUGAUCAUUUAAAACGUGAGUUUAAAGUAGGUACUAACGUUGGAAAUCCACAAGCUGCAUAUAUGAAACAAAUGAAGCAGCAUGUGAUCGCGUUGAGUGUAAGCUUGUUCAUCAAUCAGGUUGUAACGACCGUUAUCUCGGCAGAUCUACACAUUAACAUCAGAUUAUGCCAGCAAUCUGCACAUCAAGACUUAAAGGGAUCAUGGAAAUGCGGUAUCGCAACAAUCCGAACAUCAAGACUUCCAGGGGCCAUCUAA